GUUCUAAAGAUAUGGAAGCAGACUCCCGAGUUAUUUAUAUUGCUAACAUUGUUAGUGCUAUCUUUGGCACUAACAAGUUUGAAGAGCAUAUAGUGACUGCCCCUGAGGUAUCAGAGUUCCUUAAUGACUUGAAUUCCACCUCAUUAGAGGUCGUCACCAAUGGAUCGAAGGUAAAAUUCAUCCUAGACGGAUUUAACAAUAUUGAAGAUGGGUUCCAGGAUGUACACUUUUUAAAGAGACAGCUUGAAGAGAUUACUCCAAGCGAUAUUUCAAACCAAUUAUUGGUAUCUACGAUGAGACACUCCCCUACUGAAUCUUUGUAUCAGUACAUGAAGGCAGUGUAUGAGCCACUUCUUGUAGGGGAAUCUAGUGAGAUUGAAAAGGUGAGCCCACAAAUGAAGAGCUUGGUGAGCUCACUUAAGGCUGGACUGGCUACCACCCUCAGAAAAGGUGUCAGCAGAAGAUCUGGAGAUGAUGUAGAAAACUUAGAAGGAAUCCUGUCACCUAUUGACGAGAUAGAAUUCUGGGCAGAGAUAGAAAGAAUGAAUGUUCAAACUAACGCUCAGGAGAAAAUUAGGCAGAAGGGUGAGAAUUUGAACUCUCAUUUCAAAGACCUAGCUAAAUACUUCUAUGACCUUGAUUCCAUGAAGCUAGUCAAAGUUAAUGACUUGCUUGAUACACUUGAGGAUACAAUUGAUGAUAUCUGGGUGAGUCAGGAAAUCGAACCCCAUUACGGUGAACCAAGAAUGAAGCAUUUCUUAAAGAUUUGUACGGCUAGUAUUGGAGCUAAGAUAGAGAAGGAGCUUACUGACCUGGACGUCUGGACUAGCCCAUUCUCUGAUGUUAGAAUGAAGAUUAUUGAAUGCAUGAAUAUCUGCAAGUCUUGGAGAGAGAAAAUGAGCUCUAAGACAGGAAAUAUUUGGAAACAAGAGGCAAAUAGAUGGACUGGACCUGCCUACUAUGAUCCUUACCUUGAAAGAUUGAUUGAAAGAUUAGGCGAGGUUCAAAAAUUGAGAACCCAACACGAUGAGUUGAUGAGACUAUUAUCUCCAGAGGAGCAAAAGGGGCUUGACGUUAUGUCAGUCUUUGAGCCAUUCAGAUCCAUCAACUGUUUCUAUCAUAAUGAGUACCAAAGUCAAAUUUGGAGCAGAGCUGUUUCAAAGUAUGAAGAUAAUCUGGCGCCAAAGGAAAGAGAACUUUGUGAAAAAUUAAGAAAAGAGAUCUUCGCUGAGAAAUGCGAACCAACCCAGAGACUUAGAGAGUUCCAGAGAUGGAAAGGUCUUCUCAGUCUUGGAAGGAUUAAACAAGAAUUGAAAGGAGAAAGAGUCAGUUUGCUCAUUGAACUGAUUUCAUACAUUCAAAACCUUUCUGCAGAUUUUGAAUCUAAGGCAGAUCACAGAAGUGGGGACAAGCCACCACUAGUAAACAACAUGUCAAGAGUAGUGAAUGAUAUUAUUUGGGCAAGACAGCUGAUGUCCUCCAAGGUUACUUCUAUUCAAAAAGUCGCUGAAGGAAUUUUCUCAGAUUUGGAUGAAGUCGAAGAUUUUAAGAACUCCUGCAGAGACCUUGUUACUGACAUUAGAGAAUUUGAGAAGAGGACUUUCAACAAAUGGAUCCUUGAUAUCCAAAAUUUGUUAAAGAACAAGAGAGAAUCCUUAGAGCUCACUGGAAGAAUCAUGCAGAUCGACUAUACAACAGGUCUUUUAAAAGUCCAAUACAAUGAAAAGAAGAUUGUCACUCUGAUCAAAGACGUUAGACAAUUGACUGAGCUAGGCUUCAAAAUUCCUAAGCAGCUCAAUGAUAUCAUUGAGAACGCGAGAAAGUUCUACAGAGAAGGAGUUACUCUGAGACAAGUUGCCAAUUUCUUUAAUAACAUGAGCUCACAGAUUAUGGAAUGCCACUCUACAAUGCUUCUGAGGCAUACCAUUGCUUUUGAAAAGAUUAUUAAGAAUAAAUCUAAAGACAAGAACAAUGCCUUUGGAGGUGGAGACAAAGAUGUCACCUGGACUAACCCAGUGGAGCUUGAGGAGUACAUUCAAGAGGUUCAAGAUGCUUCAAAUGUCUUGAUGAAAGAGAAUAGAAGACUUAGAAAGAUGCAUUUGAACGUAAUCGAUCUUAUUCUUAAUAUGAUGAACACUGAUUUGCUAAAGAAUAAAGAACUCUGGAAGGAGAAACUAGACUCUAUUAAGAGAAUCUUGGAUUCUAAUAGUUACAGUCCCAAAGAGUCUAAAAUAUGGAGAAUUCAUUUAGAUUAUCAACUCUACAAAGCUUUGGAGACACAAUAUCAGACUGGAUUGAAGAACUUGAAUGAGAACUUCAACAUGAUUGAAGCUGAUCUAGUUUACAGAGAUAAGACUGUGACGUUUAACCCCCCAAUGGAGAAGCUAAAAUCUAUGUACUACAAGGAAAUUUCAAAUUUCAUCACCAUUCCUAUCAGGUUUGCAGGAUUGGGCGGGAAACCAUCAAUUUUCAAAGUGAUUCCCAACAAAAACUCAGAUAGUCUGCUGUCAGUGUAUGCUAAAGCAAAUGAGGUCUUUGGAAGGCUGGAGAAUAUGGUAAACACUUUCAUUCCCUGGACAGCUCUUGGCUACUUUGACUUGGAGCAGUACAUCGAACAAAAUUUCAAGGAUGUUAAAGACUGGGAAAACAAUUUCAAAAUGCUCAGAGUAAAGAGGAAACAACUAGAGAAGCUGAAUGAGCACUACAAAAUUGAUAGCUUCUUCAACAUUAGAACUGAGCCAUUCAAGAAGGGUAUCGAGGACUUAUUCCAAAGAACUCAUGACACUCUGAAGACUACACUCAAGUCAGCAAUCAGGACAGACAUGGAAUCCAUUGAUCAAUUUAUUGAUGAUAGUAUGAAGAAACUGAAUGCUAGACCUCAAAGCGUCGAAGAAAUUGGAAAAGCUAAGGCAGAAGCUGUAGAGAUCUCAGGCAAAAAGGACUCCUUUGUCGAACUCUACAAUCAAUGUGACGAGAGGAAUAAAGUUCUCCAGCAAGUAGCAGGAGAAGGAGCUCACAUUGGAGAAAUGCAGAACAGAUGGGACAACUUUGAUGUUGCUCUCAAUGCUUUCAGCUCUAUGAUUGAUGAACAAAAGAAUGUGCUUAAACAAGAAACUGAUAAGAGAAUUCAAGCUCUUAAUAUGGAGCUCGAAAAAACCUUCACUAGAUGGGAAGCCUUAAAGCCAAAAGAGACUGCAGAGAUGGACAGAGAAACUGCCAUGCAGACUAGUGAGAAUAUGAAAGAAUGGAGAGAGAAAUGGGAAGAGCUAGAGACCAAAGUUAAGAAUAUCACAGCUGAUUGUCAACACUUUGGAAUCGCUCAACCUAACCUUACUUAUUAUGACGAGCUGAAGAGUGAUCUUGCUCAACAACAAGAGAGCUGGAUGUUCUAUGAAGAAUUCUACAAAGAGCUUGAUGAGCUUGGUAAAGAAGACUGGCUUUCUUUCAGUAGAGGAAAGGGAAUCUAUCAAUUCCAAGACUUUAUGGAUAAAUGGGAGGAGAAGAUUAAAGCAAAGAGAGCUACAAUGGAUCCAGGAGAUAGACCUCCAAUUGUCCUCAGACUUCUCAGAGAUGCCAUUGGACACUUUAAAGAAGCCUGGCCAUUGUUCAAAAUCUGUGUUGGAGAAGCAUUCGAGAAGGAACAUUGGAGAGCUUUGUUCUAUAUGCUCACUUUCCCAAAAGAAGUCACUGUUGAAAAUCUGAAAUUCGGAAAUUUCUUGGAUCAUAUUGAGAAAAUGGUUGAGAAGCAAACAGAUAUCAAAGAUCUUGGAGCUAGAGCUCAAGGAGAAAUCUCUAUCAGAGAGGCAAUCCAAGAGUUAAGAGCUUGGUGUGAUGAAACUGAAUUUGCGCUUACUGAAUAUGAAGGAGCUAACAAUAGAACAGUGCCAUUGAUCAAGGAUUGGAAGGAACUCAUGAACUCAGUCAGUGAUAACCAAUCUUUGCUGGCUUCCUUGAAAGAGAGUAGAUUCUUCUCAAGAUUUGCAGACUCUGUAGAGCAAUUUGAAUCGAAACUGAUUGGUAUUGAUGACUACUUGCAAAAGCUGAAUAUUAUCCAAAGAAAAUGGGUAUACCUUGAACCAAUCUUUAUCAGAGGAGCUCUCCCAGCUGAACAAGCAAGAUUCAAUAGAGUCGAUGGUGAAUAUGUCUCUAUCAUGAUGGGAAUUGGAAUGAAUCCUAAAGUCAUCGCUCUCUGUGAUAUUUCAGGACUGAAGGAAACACUAGAUACUAUUUUGAGCCAGCUUGAUGUCUGUCAAAAGGCCUUGAAUGAUUUCUUAGAAGAGAAGAGAUCUAAGUUCCCAAGAUUCUAUUUUAUUGGAGAUGAUGAUUUACUCGAGAUACUUGGUCAGGCUACAAACCCAGUUGUUAUCCAGACUCAUCUGAAGAAACUAUUUGCAGGAAUCUUUAGAGUAGACUUUAAUCAAGACAAUUCAGCAAUUGUUGCAAUGAAGAGUUCUGCUGGAGAAGUCGUAGAAUUAUCAGCUCCAGUACAAAUCACUGAGGAUGUUGAAAUUUGGCUUGGAGAUCUGGUUAAUGAAAUGAGGCAGACCUUAUCCUUACUAUUGAAGACGACUCUAAACUCUUCAGGACUUGACAUUAUCAACACUCCUUCUCAAGUAUGUUGUCUCUCUGAAAUGAUUCACUUCAGUAACAAUGCUAUCUCAGCUAUUAAGAAAGGAAAAUUGAGUAACUAUAAGAUUGAUUUGCAGAAGAACCUUGAAAUGUACACUUCCUUCGACCAUGGAGGUGACAUGCUUCUUCUAUCAAAACUUAAAGCCUUAACCCUGGAUAUAAUCCAUAAUAUCGAAGUCAUUGAUACCUUAAUAGACAGUGGCGUGAAGAACACUUCUCAAUGGGGUUGGUACAAACAGCUAAAGUAUGGAAUUGAGGCAAGAAGAGAUGUCACAACUGUUGGAAUGUGAGAUGCCAUCUUUGACUACACUUUUGAGUACCAAGGAAAUGCAUCCAAACUGGUUCAUACCCCUCUGACAGAUAAGUGCUACCUGACUCUGACCCAAGGAAUGAAGAUGGGCUACGGAGGUAAUCCAUAUGGACCUGCAGGAACUGGUAAAACAGAAUCUGUUAAAGCCCUUGGGCAAGCAUUCGGAAGACAAGUACUUGUAUUUAACUGUGAUGAAGGAAUCGAUUUCAAGUCAAUGGGAAGAAUUUUCAUUGGGCUAGUUAAAUGUGGAGCCUGGGGUUGCUUUGAUGAGUUCAAUAGGCUUCUUGAAGAACAGUUAUCCGCUAUUUCUCAACAGAUUCAGGUCAUUCAGUGGGCUAUUAAGCAAGGAGAACCAAGUCUUGAACUGUUGAAUAGGACUAUUGAAGUAAAUAAGAACGCAGGAAUUUUUGUUACUAUGAAUCCUGCUGGAAAAGGAUAUGGAGGAAGAUCAAAACUCCCAGAUAAUUUGAAACAGCUAUUUAGACCAGUUGCUAUGUCCAAGCCAGAUAAUGAGUUGAUUGCUGAGGUACUACUAUUUGCAGAAGGAUUCAAGAGUAGUAAACAACUCUCUCAAAAACUAAUCCCUCUCUUCACCCUCUCUAGCCAACUUCUCUCCCCACAGCAGCACUACGAUUGGGGUCUUAGAGCUCUCAAAACAAUUCUCACAGUCGGUGGUGAGCUAAUCCAAAAAGAAAAAGCCAAGGGCAGCAAACUAGGCCCUAACGAAGAGGCUUUGAUCCUCAUAAAAGCGAUCAGGAUCAACACUAUGUCCAAACUGACCUUCGGGGACUCCAAAAAGUUCGAGUUUCUACUAAACGAUAUGUUCCCAGGCAUCAACGUUGAAGACAUCGUGUAUGAAGACCUUGAGAAAGCAAUUGACGAAACUUUAGCAGAACUUAACCUUGAGAAGAACGAGAAGCAACUUUCGAAAAUGCUCCAGUUCCAUGAAGCUUCUAAUCAGAGAAUGGGAGUAGUCAUAGUAGGACCUUCAGGCUGUGGCAAGAGUACGAUAUGGAAAGUACUGAAGAAAGCGUAUGAGAAGUUAGGCAUUAAUAUGCAUAUGAAUGUGAUGAACCCCAAGAGUAUGCCCAGACAGCAGCUUUUGGGCGAGAUGGACCAUGAUACGAGAGAGUUUAAGGACGGAGUACUGACUGCAUCUGCAAGACAAGUGGUAAAGGAAUCUAGUGAGACAAAGUGCUGGAUUAUUUGUGAUGGAGAUAUUGAUCCAGAAUGGAUCGAAUCGCUUAAUUCUGUGCUUGAUGAUAAUCACUUGUUGACUCUUCCUAAUGGUGAAAGAAUUUCGUUUGGAGAUAAUGUCAAUUUCAUUUUUGAAUCUGAUAAUUUGAAAUUCGCAUCUCCAGCUACUGUAUCAAGAAUGGGAAUGAUCUUCCUUUCUGAAGAGGAUGUUGAUGUGAGAAGGUUGAUUCAUACCUGGCUCCAGAAAAUUGAAGAUGAGUCUAUGAAAAAUAAAAUUGAAGCUUGGAUGGAUGAGAUCUUCUAUAAGGCUCUUGAUUGGGUACUUAAGAAUGAAGAUAAAUGGAUAAUCGAAACAACUAAAGUAGGAGUUGUUUAUAAUGUUCUAUGCUCUCUAAUUCAUACUGACACAAAGGCAGGCUUUGUUGAUGGAGUCAUUAGAGGACUUGGAGGAAAUCUUUCAAUUAAUAACAGAGCUGAGCUUGCUCAGUUAGUAUUCCAGCUAUCAAGUGAAAGGCCUGCUGACAUGUCAAAUCUUUUGAACAAUUAUUAUGAUCCUCAAUCAAGCUGCUUCAAAUCCUUUAUGUUCGAUAAGAAUCAGCAAUCUUUUACUCUUGAAGAAAUGAAGAAUCAGAAUAAGCCUCCACUAGUAGACACUAUCAGUGCUCAAAGAGAUUGCAAGAUGAUUGAAGGAUGGUUUAAUAGUGAUAAGCCAUUCAUUGUCGUUGGGCCAGAAGGUUGUGGAAAGAGUUUAAUCAUCAACAACAUCAUCAAACAACAAAGAUCCGUGAAUGUGGCUACUAUCCAUUGUAAUGCUCAGACCUCUGCAUUCCAUAUUAUCCAGAAAUUGAAUCAGAUGUGUACACAGAGUUCUAAGUCCCAAGGCAGAGUUUACAGACCAAAGGAGGGUAGCAAGUUAGUUAUCUACUUGAAAGAUAUCAACUUACCAAAGCCUGAUAAAUAUGACACUAUCCAGCUAAUUGCAUUCAUGCAUCAGAUUGUAUGCUAUAACGGAUUCUAUGAUGAAAAUCUUGAGUUUGUGUUUUUAGAGAGAAUUCAAAUCAUUGCAUCAAUGACUCCUGCUACUGUUGUAGGAAGACACCAACUCUCUUGUAGAUUCACUGCUAAUGUGUGUAUUGCUUAUAUCGAGGAUCCUCCUAGUGAAGAACUUGAAGACAUUUACUCACUAUACUUAAAGGUGAUCCUGACUCAUGAAAAUUAUGGAAGUGGCGCUAUGACUAAUUCAAGCAAGAAGAUCUCAAGAUUUUGUGUUGAUACUUAUGAGAAUGUGAAGCAAAAAUUCUCAGUUGACGAUCACAGACAUUAUCUUCUCACUCCAAAGGAACUUACUAAAUGGAUUAUGGGAGUUAUGAGAUAUGAGGCCCAAGGGGCCGAAGCCUUAGUAGAAGUCUUGGCUUAUGAAGCAUUCAGACUCUUCAGAGAUAGAUUGGUUAAUAUAGAAAGCAGACAGGCUUUGGACCAAUUGGUUUAUAACCAGUUAAGAAAUCAUUUGAAAUAUGGUCAAACUAUUGGAAGCCUUUCCUUCUUGAGUAAGGUUUCUACUGUAACUCCAAUUUACCCAGGAUACAAAACCUUAGGAAGACUAGAGAAACCAGACCUUGAGCAGACCAUUAAAGACACUAUUAAGAGUUAUGAAAGAGAAUUCAAAGAAUUGGAACUAAUUUUGGUCGAUGAGCUACUAGAAAAAUUCUCUCAACUUGAGAGAUCACUUAGUCAGAAUGGUGGACAUGUCCUCCUAGCAGGAAGAUCAGGUACAGGAAGAAGAACUGUCUGUCAACUGAUUUCCCAUAUGCUCGAUAUGACAUUUGAAACUCCGAAGGUUACAAGAGAAUAUACCUUGUCAGACUUCAAGAAAUAUCUAAAGCAAUUGUUGAUUCAAAGUGGAAUAGAAGGAGUUAAGCAAGUUCUCUUUGUUGAAGACCAUCAGAUGUGUGAACCAGAGUUUUAUGAAUAUUUGAACAGUCUUAUCUCAGCUGGAGAAAUCCCAGGACUGUUUGCUUCUGAAGAACUAGACCCUCUUCUUACAAAUCUUCAAGAUGAAUUGAGAAAUGAGUAUGAAUGUAGAACAGUCUAUGAACUCUUUGUAACAAGGGUAAGCAGGAACCUAAGGGUUGUGCUGUCCCUUGACUGUAAACAUCCAGACUUCAUGUCUAACUGCUCCAGUAAUCCAGCUUUGACUACUAAAUGUAAUGUAAUUUGGAGUGAUGCUUGGAGUCAGGGAUCAAUGAGCAUGGUUUGCGAAGUUGAACUUAAGGAAGCUAUGAGUAACCUUGAAGUAUCUCAAGAAGAGAUUUCAUCUCUAUUAAUGCAAUUACAUAUGAGCAACAUUGAACAUGGAGCAACUCCUCUGCACUUCUUCCAACUAUUAGACAACUAUAAGCAUAUCUUGAACUCCAAAAUAAGCUCCCAAGACGAUGAAUCAAAGCAUCUGAUUGCUGGUCUUGAUAAACUUCACGAAGCCGCUGCCUUAGUUGAUAAGCUUUCUUCUAAAGCUCAGGGCCAGAAAGUUCUUCUAAAAGAGAAGCAAGCUGAGGCUGACCAUGCUCUUGACAAGAUCAAUAUAGCUCUUGAGAAAAAGGCUGAAAGAAAGCAAGAAGCUGAAAGACUAAAAAGACAAUGUAUAGAAGACCAAGAUAUUAUUCAAGAAAGAAAAAUCAUAAUCGAUGAUGAGCUUAAAGAUAUUAUGCCUGAAGUUGAAGCUGCAAGAGAGCAAGUCGGAGAUUUGAGACCUGAAAAUCUUGUGGAAAUCAAGAGUUUCAAAGUACCCCCAGAUGCUGUACAUGAUGUAUUAAGUGCUGUGCUCUUCUUGAUGGGCACUAGAGAGACUACAUGGGCUGCUAUGAAGAAGUUCUUAGGACAAAGAGGAGUUAUUCAGAGCAUUAUGAACUUCGAUGCACAUUAUAUCACUAAGGAUCUCCGAGAUCAUGUGAACAAGAUUAUAUCGAAAAAGAAGACCAGCUUUGAUCCAGUAGUAAUUGCCAAAGCAUCUCGAGCUACAGCUCCUCUGGCUGCUUGGGUAAGAGCUAAUGUAAAAUAUUCAGAAGUUCUACUAAAGAUCGAGCCACUUGAGAAGGAAAUGAACGGACUUAUGAGAGAACUUGGAAAAUCAGAAGCCAGAGUUGCCGAAUGUACAGCUCAACUCGAAGAAUUAGAAGAGAGUAGCAAAAUACUUAAUCUAGAACUGAAAGAGAAAACUAACGAAGCUGCUGCUCUGAGGGUUGACCUAGAGAAAGCAGAACAAACCUUGAACAGUGCUCAGAACUUAUUGAUUCAGCUUUCUGGGGAGAAGGAUAGAUGGGAGAUCCAGGUGCAAGAUAUUAAAAAUAACGUGCUCUCACUUCCUUAUAAGAGUCUUCUUUCCUCUUCUUAUAUAAUUUACACUGGAAAGGAUGAUGAGAAGAUCAGAAAUAAGAAAUUAGAGGAAUGGAAGCAAAUGUUAAGAGAUGACAGCUUCAACUUUACCAAAUUCAUGUGCACUGAGAGUCAGCUCCUGAAAUGGAAAACAGAAGGACUACCAGCUGAUGAACUUUCGAUGGAAAAUGCUAUUAUGCUUAGAAAUACAGUAAAGACCCCAAUAAUUUUUGAUCCUGCUACACAAGCUACAGAAUGGUUGAAGCAAACUUUGAAGAAUGAGGAAAGUGCGGUGGAAUUCCUACCUCAAAACGAUCCCAAAUAUAACACAAAGAUUGAGAUUUCAAUCAGAUUUGGAAAGACUGUCGUCAUUGAAGAAGUAGAUGGCGUAGACAGAAUGCUCUUCCCUGUAUUGAGAAAAGAUUUGAUUCAUCAAGGACCAAGAUGGGUUGUUCAAUGUGGUGACAAAACAGUUGAUUACAAUGAUACCUUUAGAUUAUUUUUCACUACAAGAGAUUCAUUCUUAGAUAUUCCCCCAAAUGCUGAACCAUUAGUUGUUGUGGUUAAUUUCACUGUUACAAAGAGUGGACUUGAGAGCCAGUUGCUAAGUAUCACUAUCAAUAAUGAAGAACCAGAAUUAGAGCAGAAGAAGACACAAAUAUUGCAAGAAGAAGAGAAUUUCAAGAUUAAACUAUCAGAAUAUCAGAAGAGUCUGUUAGAUGAACUUGCUAGUUCAACAGGAAACAUUCUGGAAAAUAAACAACUUGUAGACUCUUUGAAUAAUACCAAGGCUCAGGCGGCUGAGAUUGAAAAAGCUUUGGUUGAGUCUCACAAAUUCCAGGAAUCACUAGACACUCAAAGAAAUAUUUACAGAUCAUUUGCUGCUGUUGGAGCUGAUCUUUUCAUGGUAAUAGAGGAUUUGAUGAAGAUUAACAACAUGUAUCAGUUCUCUCUGCACGCAUUCAUUGGCAUGUUCAAGAAAGCACUUGAAUCAAAGCCAAGUGCUUCAUCAACAGAUGAAAAAUUGAGACUUCUCUCAGAUACCCUGGUGAAACUAGUGUUCUUCGAAAUUGGUAGAUCCUUGUUCAAAGAUGAUAGAUUAACUUACGGACUUCACUUUAUCAACGGAAUCUUCCCUAAGCUAUUUGAAGAGAAUGAAUGGGAGUUCUUCACUGGAUCAAUAGUAGCACCAUCAGAAUCCUCACAAGCCUUCCCAAGAUGGGCCACUCCUGAUAGGAAGCAAAUUUUCAGCAGCCUUGCUAGUCUAUUCCCUAAACUUGUGAGAGCAUGCCAAUUCGAGAAUGAAGGAAUUUGGAACAACUUUGCUGUCUCAGCAGAAUGUGAGAAAGAGUUCCCAGGAAGUAUUGCUGCUCAAAUCUCAGCUUUCCAGAAAUUGCUUGUGGUAAAGACAUUCAGACCAGAUAGACUAGAGACUGCUAUGAAUAACUUUGUAUGUGAAGCAUUAGGUAAGAAGACUAUUGCUCCAGCACCCCUUUCCGUCAAGUCUCUUUAUGAGAACGAUACUGAUUGCUUCACUCCUGUGCUGUUCAUUACAUCUCCUGGAUCUGAUCCUAGUGAUGAGUUGCAAGAGUUUGCCUCAAUGGAAAUCGGAAGACAAGGAUACCAUGAACUCGCAAUGGGAGGAGGCGAUAACCAAAUCGCUAUUGAAAUAAUGAAGGACUGUGCUGAAAAGGGAGAAUGGCUUUGCCUCAAAAACUUACAUCUUGUAACCCCUUGGCUUGCAACAUUAGAGAAAGAGUUCAAGCUCUUACAGCCUGAUAAGAAGUUCAGACUUUGGUUAACUUCAGAGCCACAUCUCAAAUUCCCAUCUAUUUUAUUGAAGACUUCUCUGACAAUCACUUAUGAAUCUCCACCAGGUAUUAAGAACAACUUACAGAGGACUUAUCAGUCUUGGGCUUCAACAUUCGAGGAAGGAAAUCUGUUGAAAUCACAAAUACUGUUCAUCUUGGCUUGGUUCAACUCUGUGAUUCAGGAAAGAAGAAAAUACAUUCCACAAGGAUGGUCUAAAUACUAUGAAUUCUCAUAUGGUGAUCUGAAAGCAGGAGAGACUAUUCUAAGUGAAAUCAUCGAAUCAUCCCAAGGCCAGCUUCCACAAUGGGAAAUUGUUCAUGGACUCCUUGAGAACGCUAUUUAUGGAGGCAGAGUAGAUAAUCCAUUCGAUAUGAGAGUUCUCAAGACUUACUUAAAGCAAUUCUUUAAUGGUGAUAUCUUCCAAGGAUCCAAAAAGUUAUCAGAUAUAGUACAAGUUCCCAGAGCUGCUAGCAUCAAGGAUUAUUUCCAAUAUAUUGCACAAUUGAGCGAUCACGAUAAGCCGAUGAUGUUUGGGCUACCUCCAAAUAUUGAUAGAAGUGUUCAGAGAUUCAACAGCCAAAGAUACAUCAACUUGCUGAAGGCAAUCACUGCUGUUGGAAAGGAAGAUCUUAAAUUUGAUAGAGAGAUGUGGGCCAAAGCUCUCGGACCAAUUUUGAAACUUUGGAAGAGUAUUUAUAAGCCAGAUGGUUUUAGAGCUCUAAAGAUCAAGCCUGGCCACCUUAAUUCAGAAGACCCUGUAGAGGCCUUUACUUAUAUGGAAGCAUAUAGCAUGCUUGGAACACUACAGAAGAUCAAUGAGACGCUCUCAUCAAUUGCUAAAGUGAUUAAGGGUACAGGAAUGUUGACUAGUAGAAUUGAGAGUGAAGCAACAUCCCUUCUCAAAAGAGAAGUUCCAGAAGUUUGGUGAAAAUUCUGGGAAGGUCCAGAUAAUCCUCAAGAUUGGCUGAUCAAAUUUGAAAAGAAAGCUAGCGGGUUGCUGCAUUGGGUUGAAAGAGUACAAUCUGGUGAGCUACUUCAGACAAGUCUAGAUCUCAGUGAACUCUUCCACCCUGAGACUUUCUUCAAUGCUUUGAGACAGAAAUCUGGAAGAGAAUUAAGAAGUCCAAUUGAUGAUUUGAAGCUAUCCUCAACAUUUGAGAGAAAAUCAUUAGGAGGAAAGAUAUCAGUUGCCCUUGAAGGUUUAUACUUACAAGGAGCUGGCUUUGAUGGAGGAAGAAUCCAAGAUCAGUCAUCAGAGAAUUUACAGGAGCUCCUUCCACUUCCAACAUGCACAAUUGCGUGGGUUAGGAAGUCUGAUCCAGAUCCAUACUCAGAAGGAUCAACAGUAAGCACUCCAGUAUAUUUCUCUAUCUUAAGAGAAAACUUGCUUUGCGAGUUGAAUGUUCCUAACUCAGGAAGUUCAGAUGAGAGAAUUAUCAGUGGUGUUGCCAUCUUCUUGGAUGGAGCUGACUAAUCAUGAGUCAGAAAAGAGCGCUGGAAUAUUUCGGUCAAGGAGAGAUCCAAUUGCUCUAAAUUACUUUACCACAAUUCAAC
Moneuplotes crassus is the source of this 12871-nucleotide messenger RNA. NCBI's taxonomy places the organism in Eukaryota, Ciliophora, Spirotrichea, Euplotida, Euplotidae. The record is from the annotation of a GenBank genome assembly.